CUGUGACAACUACCUCUUUCCGAGCCAUUUGGAGCAGAAUCGCUUCAAUCUGGACGAUGUUUGGCCGCAGUUUGGUACUUCAGGUGACAGCCUCUGCGUUGUUGGUCGUAUUGUGGAAUGCAAAAACAGAGUAGACACCCUUCCAUGCAGCUUCUUUCCAAAGUUCCAGAUUCGAUUACUAAGGCGGUUUGGACACAAAAGUCCCGUUUGGCACGGUGGCAUCAAGAUUGCGGAUGACGCGGUGGAGAUCCUUGCUACGCUUUCUUCAAGCCUUAAAGCUGUGAAUUGCUGUGUGUGGGCUCCCAAAGGAUGCGAAGAGCGUUGCUAUGACUACUUGAAAUUCAUCGAAAGCAUAAGGGAUGGACUACUUGACGAGGUUGCCGGAGGAGUCGAGGUUGUGCACAAAGCCGUCAGCAUUAAGAUGUUGCGUCGGAAGAAAUUCGAGGGUUACCCAUUGGAAGAAGUUGAUCAAAAGCUGCAUGAAGUCGGCCCAAACGCCAGAGUCGUUCUUGAAAGCUGUGGGAUAAACGAAAUGGCGGUUGUUGUGAGGUAUUGCGGAAUCAGGAGAUAUACAAUGCCGCAUGAUCACAUAAGCCACUUGAGUCUGAGAGAAAGAAAAGAGUUAGCCCAAUUGCUUGACACCGGUACCGAUUCAAACAACUUGGAGUCAUUGUCAGAGCAGCUGGGGAUCAGAUCUUUACCAGUGGAACAUGAAGACAUGGAAGUACCCGGUUUUACUAAUGUUAUUUCACAAAGUGAAGUUGAUCGCUACCUUUCACGGUGUGCUCUAGAAAGUGACCUGAGAGCGAGAGACUUGGUUGAAGCUCUGGAACGCAUCAACCGAUUCGACGCUGCUACAGUUAUUGGCAAAUGGUUGUCAAGUGUCGACAGAAUUCAACAGAAUCUGACAAUGCACAAAACAAGAGGAGAAAGCAGCGCCUCCGAAAGCAGCUGCUCCUUCAGCUCACGAUCACGUGGAGCCAGCGGCCCGUCCGAACAUUCUAGGAGUAUGGGAGGAAGCAGUGCCUCUGAAGGAAGCCCUCUGUUGGCAACGCGGCAUAGCUCAAGUCAUGGAAGAGGACCGUGUUCGUGUGCCUGUUCACGGCACAGUUUUGACACGGGCACCAGGAAAGAAAGUGGCGCAUCGGAGCAUAGCCUUCCGCAUGAGGACAUAACUGGGGCUACGUCCAGAGGUGCGUAUGAUGUAUCCCAUGGCAGUUUCCCUGAUGUUGGCUCUCAGCACUGGAAUAUCGAUUUGCGACACGGCUGGAGGAGUGCAAGCUCGACAUCUGCGCAUAGCCACGCAACUGAGGAGUCGUACGCUGGAUCUGGAGAGAGGUUCUCAUGUGAAGAAUCUCAGGUAAUUCAGCCAACAGAACAAAUUGUACCCCAGCCUCGUCUCCGCAUUCAUCCGUGUAGCGACUGUGAAUAUUGUGGACCAAAACUUUCUGUGGAAGAAACUGGUGAUAAAAAAGUAUGCGUUAGCGUGGAAGAAACUUCAAAAGAUACUCAUGCACAGACGAGAGAUGCAGAUCUUAGCGUAAUUUCGAGUCCUGUCCAAGUGUCUAAAAGUGAUAUCAAGGAGGACGUCUCAAGUCAGUCGACUGACGAAUUGUUUCCAACGAUGGAGACGGGCGUUACGGACGAUAGAAAGUCUUUACCAGUAAGCAGUUUUCUUCCUGAACUUUCGUCGAGGUUGAGUCUUAGCUGGAGGCCGGUAGCAUUUGAUCUUGGGUUCAGAAGCUCUGAACUUGGAUGCUUUGAACAGGUCAGCUUGCUUCGUGUUCAGGCAAGCGAUAUGUUGCACUCUUGGUUGUCUAAGAACAAGUAUUACUCGAUUCUGAUUGGCUAA
Messenger RNA from Orbicella faveolata, 1852 nucleotides. RefSeq lists its product as uncharacterized. NCBI's taxonomy places the organism in Eukaryota, Metazoa, Cnidaria, Anthozoa, Scleractinia, Merulinidae. Gene Ontology annotation, molecular function: protein binding. Gene Ontology annotation, biological process: signal transduction. The record is from RefSeq and is a predicted model, not a curated record.